AUGGACGAAAUAGACGACAUUCUCGCCUCUGUAUCCGCGCCCACAGUCCCGCAGCGCACACGCGACCUCCAGGCGCUGACGCGAGCAUGGGUCAACGAGCGGACAUCGCCAGACCUACUGCCAUAUCCUACACCACUUGUUGACCGCGUGAUGGACCGGGUAAAGAAGCAAAUAGAGACGAUCGAAGAGAUUACUGGCACAUUGGAUCCGAAAUCGAACUUUACGCUGGUCAUACUACAGACUGAGCUGGAACGUUUCAAGUUUCUUGUGAGAUCGUUCUUGAGAGCGCGAAUAGCCAAGAUCGACAAAUACCCCAUCCACUACCGCGAUCUGACCCUCACCGACCUCUCGCUCCUCUCACCUUUGGAACAGCAGUAUCUCCAAUCCCACCAAGCCUUACUGUCAGCCCACUACAAUGGCUCGUUCCUAGCCACCUUUCCACAAGCGCUGCAGAAGCUGGACGAUACAGCCGGUGGUGUGAGUAUGGUCGACAAGCCAGACGAGGAGACUGCGGUUUUCUGUCGAGUGCUGCGGGAUGCUGGGACGGUGGAGAUUAUGGGCGAGACGGCGACUACGGAUGUUGACUUGAAGAGGGGGGAUCUUUGGCUGUUGAGGUGGAGUGCGGUGAAAGAUGCUACGGUGAGGGGGGAUGUUGAGCUGGUGUGA
This is a messenger RNA of Saxophila tyrrhenica, 666 nucleotides long. RefSeq names its product GINS complex subunit (gene SLD5). Gene Ontology annotation, biological process: DNA-templated DNA replication; double-strand break repair via break-induced replication. Lineage: Eukaryota; Fungi; Ascomycota; Dothideomycetes; Mycosphaerellales; Extremaceae. Bases 1 to 666 code for a protein of 221 amino acids. The transcript is spliced from 3 exons. Gene Ontology annotation, cellular component: GINS complex. The record is from RefSeq and is a predicted model, not a curated record.